AUGGACUUGUCCUGGGGAGAGCCUGUGCGCUACGCCAUUGCGUGGCCCAGGUCCAAGGAGCUGCAAGACAUGAAGCCGCCGUUCUUGGUGCUGGAUGGGCUGGUGUCAGCCUGGAAUCUGGGACAAGCCGUCCGGAGUGCCGUGAUGCUGGGCGUGAAGUCCGUCGUCCUGUCACGAUCGAGCUUUAACUGCCUAAACGGUCGAGCGUGCCAUGCUUCCUGUGGCUGGCUCUACCAUGCCGAGUACCACUUGGCAGAGCCGUUGACAGAUGCUUUGGAAAGCCUCCGGGAUCUGGGAAUCUGUAUCUAUGCAGCUGAGGAAGACCAUCCUCAAAAAGUUGGGCCACACUACCCGCAUGGCGAUGCGUGUUGGGCGCUGGUGGUGGGAAAUGAAGAGAAAGGCAUCUCCCCCGACAUCCUCGCUCGUUGCAGCUCAAAGCUGCGAGUGCCACAGGUUCGCGGAGCCUCGCUCAAUGUGGGACACGCUUCUGCGAUUUGUCUCUACGAGCUUGGCCGUCACCUUCCACGCAAAGCAGAGACCCUCCGCGGAGAUCCGGAAAAGUUUGUGUCGAGAGGGCCGAGCACAGUGAUCCCGGUCGCCGAGAGCAUGUUUGCGGAGUUCGCCUCAGUGCUUCCCCUUCCGGCAGCUGUGGCCUGCGGCAUAGUUCUCCUGUCUGUCCACGCCGCCUUGACGGACUGGGACUUGGAGGGCUUGUCGACAACCUGGCCGGACUGGAUUGAGAAAUGGGCGCAGAAGUUGCAGAAGCCGGAAUUGGACGAGCAGCGCAUGGAAGAUGCCCUGCAGAAAAUGAUGAUGGACAACUACAGGCGAGCUAUACGAUAUCUGGCACACUUCUUGGUCGUGGUAGAACUGUAUCUCAUAUACCUCAUGCAGCAGCAGACGAACUUUGUUUUUGCAGUCCAAUGUGUGGCGGUCUUGGUGCAUCAUCUUGGCUGCUGGUGGGUGGCGAGAUCGCGCCUGACCUUGGCAACGCUUCGACUGCUGGUGAUGCUGUCGCACGCAGGUCAUACCUUCCUCGUCGUCAUCACACACUCUUCUGAGGAAGCGGACUACAACUUCCUCUCUGUUUUCUCGGCGGUCUUGCGCGUCUCCGGGGCUGCUGUCAUUCACGACCCGCCUGUUUUAAUCCCGUGUCAGGUUGUCAUCCUUGCCUCGGUGUGUGGAGUCGCAGUUAUGGUCCAGGCGUGGGCGCGAACUUGCAUCAAGGCUUCAUUCCAGUCGGCCGACGCAAACCUGUCUUUGGAAGGCUUCCAGCGGGUCUUGCGAGGCGUUUGCGAUGCGGACGUGCUGCUGGAUGAUAGUUUCCUCAUCGUGGGGGAUAACACUCGCUUGAGACGCGUCCUAGGGACGCCCACCGAUCUUCAAGGCGUGAAGUUUACAGACCUUCUCGACCAGGAAGGGAAAACGCAGUUCGAGAAAAUCGUCCGCGAGUCUUGCAGCGCAAGCCGUCGUCCCGAAGCGAGGGAGGAGCAUGAGAAAAGUUGCAGCAUUCCGCGAUGCCUGCGCGUCUCACUGCCAAGCGCGUAUUCGCGGGUAGGUGUGGACAUUUUCCACGUUCUUGUGCCCCGCUUUUUGGAUGCUGCAGGACCCCUUCACCUUCUAGCGUUUACGGAAGAUCCAGAUACGAGGCUGCAGCCGGAAGCAACUCUUGGAGCCAUUCCAGAAGCGCUCUCCAUUUACUCCGAAGAUGACAACGAUUGCAUGUCCACAUUUGCAGAGUCGGAGGCCGCCUGCUCCAAGCACAGUCUGAGCAGUUCGAUGCUGUGCAGGGUACAUCCCGUUCCCGAACUGCGCGAACUUACAAUGCUCGUGGAUGCCAGUACGGACCAGCAGGACGUGCUGCAAGUGCACGCCAAGUUCAAGCGAGACAAGCACCUGCCGAAUGACAUCCACUCGUGCAUGCCAUGCUUGCAGACCAUGCUCAGACACUCGGAUUGGCUCAGCAUCCGUAUGCGCGUGGCGAAGUUUGCGCACGAACAGUGCCAGGUUGGUUCUCCAGACAUACAUGAGCUACCGUCCGUGAUGCUCCGGAGGCUGGAUGACCAAAAUAAGUUCCUGGCGGCCAACACGGUCAACCUCGCCCCGUGUCGUGGCCAGGAGUCAUCGAAGAAGUCUUCCUUGGUUUGGGUCUACGUCCGAGAUUUCGUGAAUGACGAGGCCAAAUUUCGAAUGCAGCCGAGUAAUGUACUACGCUGA
Messenger RNA from Symbiodinium sp. CCMP2456, 2217 nucleotides. Lineage: Eukaryota; Dinophyceae; Suessiales; Symbiodiniaceae. The record is from the annotation of a GenBank genome assembly.